GACUCAAAAGUGUUGAACCUUGUCACCCAUUGCUGGUUUGCACCAGAUGUUCCUUUUCAGGACAGUGUGAUGUCUGAAACUAUGACAGCUUUUACAUUUCACUUGCCUCAGAGAUGCAUCAUUCAGAAUGACUAUGUUCUAGUUCUCUGUUGUAAGGGACCAAAAUACGGCAGACUUCAGAAUGAGCAGGAAAUGUUGAAAGCUACAUGGCUUCAAUUGAGUUAACCACACAGCUUUGAUCAACUUGAUUUCCUCAAACUUUCAUAACUGACAGACAUUUCAACCAACAAAAUGACAUACAAAGAAAAUGUUUUUGUGCUUUUAUCCAUGCAUCAUUCUGUAUUUGAAAGUGUUUCUGGACAACAAGAGGGCAUCACAGGUGUUGGUGCGAGCCAGGAGGGCAAACUCCUGGCUUGAAGAGGUUAAGCCGGGGAACCUGGAGAGAGAAUGCAUUGAGGAGAUCUGUGACCACGAGGAGGCCAGAGAAGUGUUCGAGAUAACCGACCUGACGACAGCGUUCUGGGUAACUUAUCAGGACUGUGAAGGCACCUCUCUAAAGAGGACUAAAGACAACAUACAGGUGGUGAAAAGAUGUGUAGAAGGAGAAUGUGUUGUAAGUACAGGGCUGAACUACAAGGGCAAUGUGAGGUUCACCUCGUCUGGAAAGCUGUGCCAGUACUGGAGUAGCAACUUCCCCCACCUGGUGGAGUUUAAUGCCACUGUGGAUACGAAUUUGAAAGAGAACUUCUGCAGGAACCCAGACAGCAGUCCUCUGGGCCCGUGGUGUUACACCAGGGACCCAACAGUCAAGAGAGAACCCUGCACUGUCCCCAUCUGUGGUAAGGUAUUUGUCCCUUCCCCACCUCCGGCUGUGCAAAGCACUAAAAUGUAUGCUCAGAAGAAGGAUUGCCUCUCCAACAUUGGGGUGGACUACAUUGGCACCCUCUCCACCACACUGCAAGCCCGAACUUGCCUGCCCUGGACUGAGCCCUCUGUCCAGGCUAGGAUCAAGGGUAAGGGCUUUAUCCCUGAGGUGAAGCUAGACAAGAACUAUUGCAGGAACCCUGAUGAAGACCCGGAAGGGCCAUGGUGCUUUGUGGAGAAAAACGGGACAACCGUAGAGUACUGCGACCUGGAGCUUUGUGAUAACCCCAUAGAUAACUAUCAGGAUAGUACAGGAGGCAAGGAGAGGAGUGUUCUUUCUGGCCCCAGGAAGACCUUCUUCAGCCCACGUUCUUUUGGCAAUGGAGAGCUGGUGUGCGGUGAACGGCCACUGUUUGAGAAGGUGAACAAGAAGGACGCUAAAGAGCAGGAGCUGCUGGACUCCUACAGAGGGAGCCGUAUCGUCAAGGGGUUGGACGCAGAGGUAGCCAGCGCGCCAUGGCAGGUGAUGCUGUAUAAGCGCAGCCCUCAGGAGCUGCUGUGUGGCGCCAGCCUGAUCAGCGAUGAGUGGAUCCUGACUGCUGCUCAUUGCAUCCUCUACCCACCCUGGAACAAGAACUUCACGAUUGGCGACAUCCUGGUCCGCCUCGGCAAACACAACAGGGCCAAGUUUGAACGAGGCACCGAGAAGAUUGUGGCCAUUGAUGAGAUUAUCGUCCACCCCAAAUAUGACUGGAAGGUCAACCUGAACAGAGACAUUGCUUUGCUGCACAUGAAACAACCAAUCCAAUUCACUGAUGAGAUUCAUCCUAUCUGCAUGCCUAGCAAGAAAGUAGCCAAAACGUUAAUGUUUUCAGGCUAUAAGGGCAGAGUGACAGGCUGGGGGAACCUGAAGGAAACGUGGAGCUCUAACCACAAGAACCUACCCUCAGUCCUCCAGCAGAUCCACCUACCAAUCGUUGACCAAGACAUCUGCCGCCAGUCCACCACCAUCCACGUCACAGACAACAUGUUCUGUGCUGGCUACAAACCAGACGACCCCACAAGAGGUGAUGCCUGUGAGGGAGAUAGUGGAGGACCAUUUGUCAUGAAGAACCCAGAAGACAACCGCUGGUACCAGAUUGGCAUCGUCUCCUGGGGUGAGGGCUGCGACCGUGACGGCAAAUAUGGUUUCUACACCCACCUGUUCCGUAUGAGAAGAUGGAUGAGUAAGGUCAUCGAUAAAGCAGGAGGCGACGAUGACUGAUCUGUCUCUCAGAUUCGUGAUCUCCAUCCAUCAAAAUGAGAAGGAAAUAAAACAUUUGAAUUAGGAAAUGAUUAAACUGUGGUGUGAUUAUUUUAACACAUUAACAUAUCAAAGUAUUUUCUACUCUGAACUGUGUACUAAAUAAGGUGCAAACUUAUGACUGUGUAAAGCUUACCCAGGGCUCUUUUACACGUGACAGUUGCUUUAUAUCGUCUGCUUUACUGCUAUUUU
Hypomesus transpacificus is the source of this 2359-nucleotide messenger RNA. It is a transcript of the gene f2, whose product is annotated as coagulation factor II (thrombin). The coding region runs from base 308 to 2128 and encodes 606 amino acids. Gene Ontology annotation, biological process: positive regulation of blood coagulation; proteolysis; platelet activation. Gene Ontology annotation, molecular function: serine-type endopeptidase activity; calcium ion binding. Gene Ontology annotation, cellular component: extracellular region. The transcript is spliced from 14 exons. NCBI's taxonomy places the organism in Eukaryota, Metazoa, Chordata, Actinopteri, Osmeriformes, Osmeridae. The record is from RefSeq and is a predicted model, not a curated record.